This is a messenger RNA of Quercus robur (English oak), 2241 nucleotides long. Its product is annotated as rust resistance kinase Lr10-like. Bases 125 to 2095 code for a protein of 656 amino acids. NCBI's taxonomy places the organism in Eukaryota, Viridiplantae, Streptophyta, Magnoliopsida, Fagales, Fagaceae. The transcript has 4 exons. The record is from RefSeq and is a predicted model, not a curated record. Gene Ontology annotation, molecular function: polysaccharide binding; ATP binding; protein kinase activity. Gene Ontology annotation, biological process: protein phosphorylation.
CUUUCUUGUAGAAGAUAAUACUUUUCAUCAAGACCACAAAAACAAGUUCAUUUUAUCUACAUCCACAGCCAGCUGUGGAAGUUUUCUAGCAUGUACUGGUGCAAAAAAUUCCUCUCUACCUCCAAUGGCAAGAGGAUUGACAUUCAGUGCAGGACUCACAGCCCUUAUUGCUCUUGCACUAGUCCAUGAAACACUCAGUGCUAAUGAUCAAUAUUACUGUCCCCCUUCUUCCUGUGGCAAUAUCCCCAACAUAAGCUCUCCCUUUCGAUUGAAGAGCGAUCCAGAAAGCUGCGGGGACCCAAGGUAUGAACUGUCAUGUGAGAACAAUCGAACGGCGUUACUCUUAUUUGCUGGAAAAUACUACGUACAAAAAAUCAGUUACAGUAACUACACAAUCAGGGUUGCAGACUCUGGUAUACCCAACGACAAUUACUUCUCCAUCAUCCCGACUUAUUCCUUAUCUCGCUAUAAUUUCAGUCCUCAAUAUGAAUCGGCAUAUUCCACAUAUCAGCGGAAGAUAACGAAGUACGAUAGUUAUCCUGAACUAUCAUGGAGUGUGGUUUACAUGAGCUGUGAAAAACCAGUGAAUUCUCAGUACUAUUUGGACACUUCUACUUGCAUUGACAACUCUUCUAACUAUAUAUCUCAUUCCAAGAGGUAUAGAUAUGUUAAAGUUGGUAAAACGAAUGCAACCGAAGUGGCAGACUCGUGCCGAGUAGAGAAGAUAACUCGGACAUCGUGGCCAAGAAAUGAUGACCCAAAUGUAUCCUGUAAAGAUGUCCACAAUGAAUUGGUAUAUGGUUUUGAGAUUUCAUGGCUCCGAGGUAAUUGUCAAAGUAUUUGCGGAAGAAAGGGCUACUGCUACCUCAAUGACACGAACCAUGUUCAAUGCCCGAUCGGAUUCCUGGACAACAUACGCUCAGCUUUGUAUUAUUAUGUCGUUCUUCCUUCUGGCCGUCUUGCGAUCUUCCUCAUCAUGAUACACCUUGCAGUCAAAUUUUUAUUUGGGACUCCAUUUGUGGUUGCAUUUUUAAUUUAUAAAUGGCGUAGGAGGAAUUUAUCAAUGUAUGACGCAAUUGAAGAUUUUUUGCAAAGCCACAAUAACCUCAUGCCCAUAAGGUACUCCUACUCAGAAAUUAGGAAGAUGACCAAUGGUUUCACGGAGAAAUUGGGAGAAGGAGGCUUUGCCACUGUAUUUAAAGGAAAGCUUCAAAGUGGUCAUCUUGUAGCUAUAAAGUUGUUGGAUAAGUCCAAAGCCAACGGCCAAGACUUUAUUAGUGAAGUUGCAACAAUUGGAAGGAUUCACCACACAAAUGUUGUGCAAAUCAUUGGCUUUUGUGUUGAGGGACCAAAGCGUGCACUUAUAUAUGAAUUCAUGCCUAAUGGUUCUCUCGACAAAUAUAUUUUUUCUCAAGAAGGAAGUAUCCCCUUAAGUAUUGAGAAAAUAUAUGAGAUUUCUCUUGGAGUAGGCCGUGGAAUUGAAUAUCUACAUCAAGGAUGUGACAUGCAAAUUCUUCAUUUUGAUAUCAAGCCUCAUAACAUUCUUCUUGAUGAGAACUUCACCCCAAAAGUUUCUGAUUUUGGGCUUGCCAAACUUUAUCCUCCAGAUGAUAGCAUAGUUUUUUUGACUGCUGCAAGAGGAACACUAGGAUAUAUGGCUCCAGAGUUGUUCUAUAAGAACAUUGGAGGCAUCUCUUAUAAAGCUGAUGUUUAUAGUUUCGGCAUGUUAUUAUUGGAAAUGGCAAGCAGAAGAAAGAACUUCAAUGCAUUUGCAAACCACUCAAGCCAAAUUUACUUUCCAACUUGGGUCUAUGACCAAGUUUGCGAAGAAAAUGACAUAGUAAUGGAAGAUGUCACAGAGGGGGAGAAGGAAAAAAUUAAGAAGAUGAUCAAAGUUGCAUUAUGGUGCAUACAAAUGAAGCCUAGUGAUCGACCUUCAAUGAAUAAAGUUGUAGAAAUGCUUGAAGGAGAAGUUGAAUGCUCACAAAUGCCUUCCAAGCCUUUCCUAUCAUCUCUAGGGGAUGUAAGAGACAACUUAUCUCCAACUUGCUCAUCAAUUCUAUCAGGUGAAUCAAGUCAAUCAUCUCAAUUUUAAAUGCAAAGAAUUUGAUAUGUCAGUAGGCUGAUUUACAUGUGAAAGUUUUAGGAAUUUUAGGUGUUGGCUAAUUCCUUAACAAGUUUGCUUGUAAUCUCUACAAAAGUUUACUUGUAAUGACAAAGUUUUAAUGUUAUUGUUUUCAA